UCGCCCACCCACUCCCGGAGCCGGAGGUGGUACGCUCCCUCUCACUCAUCAUCUCCCCUCGUCCUUUGUACGCAGCCUUCUCACUUGACGAUCGUUUCGCGCCUCUGCUCAACUCCCAGACAAGAUGGCACCGAAGAACAAGGCAAAGAAGGGAAAGAAGCAGGACGAUGAUGACUUCUGGGAGAAUGCUGGCACCACUAUCGCCAAUAACAACGCAGGUACCUCAGCGGAUGCUGCGGAAGCGUCUGAUGACGGCUCCAAGCCAACCAAGAAGGCUGGGUUCUCGGCGUUCGCAGCUCUCGGCGCAGACGAUGGCGAUGCGGCGCCCGACGAGGAUGAAGACUUUGGAGGUCUUAUGUCGACUAUCAAGGCGGCCUCCAAGGGUAAGAAGGACAAGAAGGGCAAGAAAGGCAAGAGAGCGGACGUUUCCUUCGCUGACGGGCCCGCGCCUGGCGAGGGCUCUGACACUGAAGCCGCGGCUGCAAACGGAGACAUCAGCGCGGCGAAGAAGCCGGUCGAGGUGACCGCGGAGGAUCUCGCGGAUGAGGAGUGGGGCCCUGUGAAGGAGAAGGCUAAGAAGGGCAAGAAGGGUAAAGGGAAGAAGGGAAAGGCGCAAGCCGAAGAUGAGGAAGAGGUAGCUGAAGCGCAGGAGGCGGCACCCGAUCCAGCUGAGGUGCCCGCAGCGGCGCCGCCUCAAGAAGACGACGAAGAGAAGGAAGAGGGUGAAGGGGACGAAGGUGGCACGAAGGUUCUCUCUAAGAAGGAGAAGGAGAAACUCAAGAAGGAGAAAGAAAAGGCGAAGAAGAAAGCCCAAGCUGCUGCCAAGAAGGCUGCCCAAGCUGGAGAGGAGCCUUCAGCUGUCUCAACACCGGAGCCUGCACCUGCUGCACUGCCCGCAGAAAAGGAAGAUGAGGACGAAGAGGAAGGUGAAGGAAGCGGCGCCAAAACCGACUCCAAGAAGAAAAAGAAGAAAAAAGCGAGGAAGGAUGAAGAAUCAGCUCCUGCGCCAGCGGCUGCUGCAGGGAAGAAGAAGGGCGGUGCGAUCGGUGCGCUCAAAGCGAUGAUGGAGGAGAAGAAGCGGUUAGAGGAGGAGGCACGGAGGCGUGAGGAAGAGGAGAGGAAGCGGAUUGAGGAGGAGGAACGGCUAGCGGAGGAAGAAGCGAGGAAAAAGGAGGAGGAGAAGCAGAGGAGGAAAGAGAAGGAGAAGGCCAAGCGCGAGCAGGCAAAGAAGGAGGGCCGCCUACUCACGCCGAAGCAAAAGCAGGAGCAUCGUAUGGCGGAGCUCCGCAAGCAAGCUCUUCUCGCCUCCGGUGUACAGAUCGAAGGUCUGCAGCAGCAGAGCCAGGCAUCCAAGAAGCCUGUGUACGGCGACAAGAGGAAAAAGAAGGGUCCUACGAGCACAACAACGGGUAGUGGUCCGUCAACACGGGAGCCGUCACCUGUACGAGAGGAGAAGCCGGCCACGCCUGAGCCUGCUCCCGCUCCCUUGCCUGCAGAGCAGAAGGAGGAGAAAGAGGAGAAGGUCGAAGACGUUCAGUCCGACUGGGACGCUAGUAGUGGCGAGGAAGAGAAACCUUCAGCUGGCGUCAAGGGUUCGUGGGACGCGGAUAGCGAUGAGGAGGGGGCCAAGCCUCCAGCACCUACUAAAGCUGCACCUGCAGCGAAUGGCUCGAGCAAGGCACCCGCAAAACAGGCUGCACCGGCCAAGCCUGCGGUCACCAAGAAGGCUGCGCCAGCGAAGGCCGCACCUGCACCCGCAUCCAAAGCCGCACUCGCCGCGGCCAAGACGAACAGCAAGCCCAAUGGCGCGAAAGCCCAGCCACAAGAAGAGUCCUCCUCCGAGGAAGAGAGCUCGUCAGAAGAGGAGUCGUCCGAGGAGGACUCCGACUCUGACGAGGAUUCGUCUGAAGAUGAAGGCAUGACCAAGGCGCAACAGAUGGCUGCGCAGAGGAAGGCGGAGGCGGUCGCGCGCCGAGCGAAGGCGCACGAGGCGGCGUUGGCUGCGAGGGACGAGUCGGAUCUGCGUAGUCCGAUUUGUUGUAUUCUGGGGCAUGUCGAUACGGGUAAGACGAAGCUGCUUGACAAGAUCCGGCAAACGAAUGUGCAGGAGGGCGAAGCGGGUGGUAUCACGCAGCAGAUUGGUGCUACUUAUUUCCCCGUGGAUGCCAUCAAGACGAAGACGGCUGUGCUCAACAAGGAGGGCAACCAGGAGUACAAGAUCCCCGGUCUGCUCGUCAUCGAUACACCUGGUCACGAAUCGUUCACAAACCUGCGGUCUCGCGGAAGCUCGCUGUGUAACAUUGCCAUCUUGGUCGUCGAUAUCAUGCACGGAUUGGAGCCUCAGACGCUUGAGUCGCUCCGGUUACUCAGGGACCGCAAGACGCCGUUCAUCGUCGCGCUGAACAAGAUCGAUCGUAUGUACGACUGGGAUGCGACACCAGACAACGACUUCCGGAGCUCGCUCGCCAAGCAGAAGCGAUCCGUCCAGCGCGAGUUCGAGGACCGGUUGCAGAAGACAAUCCUCGCCUUCGCCGAGCAGGGCCUCAACGCUGUCCUCUACUACGAGAACAAGAGCUUCGCGCGCAACGUCUCGCUCGUGCCCACGUCUGCCAUCACUGGCGAGGGUGUGCCAGACAUGAUCAUGCUCCUCGUGAACCUCACGCAGCAGCGCAUGAGUGACCGGCUCAUGUACCUCAGCGAGCUUGAGUGUACGGUGCUCGAGGUCAAGGUCAUCGAGGGUCUUGGAACGACCAUCGACGUCGUCCUCUCAAACGGUAUCCUCAGGGAAGGCGACCGGAUCGUGGUCUGCGGUCUGAACGGCCCUAUCGUCACACAAGUACGUGCGCUGCUCACGCCACAGCCUCUGCGCGAGCUGCGGAUUAAGUCUGCGUAUGCGGCGAUGGGAGUGAAGAUUGUCGCGCCGGACCUCGAGAAGGCGAUCGCCGGUUCGCGGUUGUUGGUCGUGGGGCCGGACGACGACGAAGAGGAGAUGAUGGACGAGGUGAUGUCGGACCUGACGUCGCUCCUGAACUCGAUCGACAAGUCGGGGCGCGGCGUGUGCGUGCAGGCGUCGACGCUCGGCUCGCUCGAGGCGCUGCUCGACUUCCUCAAGUCGAGCAAGAUCCCUGCACAAGAAGACGUCAUGCGUGCCGCGACGAUGUUGGAGAAGGCGAAGGAGCUGUCGUGUAUUCUGUGCUUCGAUGUGCCUGUGGACAAGGAGGCGGAGAGGCUGGCGGAGGAAUGGGCAUCCAUCAUGGAGGCGAAGCGGAAAGACGCUGCUCCUCAGGCUGUCUGGCCGUGCCGCCUCAAGAUCAUAGCCGCCUUCUGUAAGCGUGACCCGAUCAUCCUCGGUGUGGAUAUCCUCGAUGGUACUCUGCGGGUGAAUACACCUAUCUGUGUCGUGAAGACCGACCCAGAGACACAGAAGAAGGAAUCAUCGAUUAGGAAGGAUAUCAACCACAAAUCCUUCGACAUGUCAAGAAAUGAACAUGCGGUAUACCAGUCUGCGAAGAUGUUCGGCCGGCACUUCGACGACAAGGACGAGCUCUACAGCCACAUCACACGACAGAGUAUCGACGUCCUCAAGACCUCGUUCAAGCAGGAUGUCUCGAACGAAGAAUGGCUUCUAAUCAAGGCCUUGAAGCCGCGUCUCAACAUCUCCUGAUGAGUUCAUCCACUACGAAGGUUCAUGCUCAACGUCCGUCGCUCUAGUUUGUCGCAAUGCUUGUAUUGUAGGAAGCUCUGCAUGCACGCAUGUAUUUAUACGCACAUCUUUGUCUCUACUAAUAUCAUGUAGCUUUCUCCGGUCGAGCGACUGCCCCCACAGUGAUCAAUUUACCGCAUAUUUCAUUCCUGA
This is a messenger RNA of Fomitopsis serialis, 3856 nucleotides long. RefSeq lists its product as uncharacterized. NCBI's taxonomy places the organism in Eukaryota, Fungi, Basidiomycota, Agaricomycetes, Polyporales, Fomitopsidaceae. The transcript has 16 exons. The coding region runs from base 125 to 3664 and encodes 1179 amino acids. Gene Ontology annotation, molecular function: GTP binding; GTPase activity; translation initiation factor activity. The record is from RefSeq and is a predicted model, not a curated record.